CAACGAUCAAAUCGGAAGGUUUGGGAAGGUAAAAUAUUACCCCGUUAAAAUGAAUGUCUCACCCUUGUUGAGCCGGCCAACCAAGCUGCUUAAAUCGGGCCUCUUCGCAGAUAUAUGUAUUCGUGUCGAUUGCACUAGCUUUUCUUGCCACAAAAUCGUCUUAGCCUGCGCCUCGGAGUUCUUCGAGAAAUUAUUUCAAAAAGAUGGUUUACAAACGGGAGAAGUAACAUUAGAAGGCACAACGCAAGAAAUUUUUAAAAUAUUUCUGGAUUUUAUUUACACACCCGGAAAUUGCCGAUUCUCCAAACUGGAAUCUGAAGUGUUAAUGUCUCUUCUUAAGUGUGCAAAUAUGUGGCUAGCAAUGGAAGUAGAAAAAAUAUGCCAUAAAAUCCUUUACCGAAAAUGCGAAGAUAUGCAACCAGAUGAGUUAAUAAAACUUUAUGCAGUGUCGUAUCAAAUUAAUAAUAGGCGAUUAAUGGAACGUUCGAUUAAGUUCUUGCAACACGAGUGGCCCAACGAAAUGGACUGUCAAUCAACUGUAGGAAUGGGGAUCGACUGUUUUGAGGAAUAUUUUCAAACCACCAUUGAAAUUUAUCAACCACUUAGGCGUUUUGCCAUGGUAGAGAACUGGAUCAAUGGAAAUGCUUUUGAAAGUGAAUCCGCAUUGAAAUCGGAGCAAAUUACCAACAUCGUUAAAAGCAUUGACUUUGAAGAAAUGUCCUUAGACGAAUUUUAUAAUGGUCCUGGAAAAUCAAGCGUUUUGUCUGAUUUAGACAAGUUUGAAAUUAUGUAUAAAAUUGCACAUCAUCUACGACAUAAUCAAUGGACCUUCGUAUUAUAUGAAGAAGAGCGAAACACAAAUUCUAUGUUUGAUUGUCUACCUUUUAAACUUCUAGGUGAUUGAAUAUAUCAGUAUACAAAGCCAAGAUUUGGAA
Messenger RNA from Drosophila gunungcola (fruit fly), 935 nucleotides. RefSeq lists its product as uncharacterized. The record is from RefSeq and is a predicted model, not a curated record. Lineage: Eukaryota; Metazoa; Arthropoda; Insecta; Diptera; Drosophilidae. The coding region runs from base 50 to 904 and encodes 284 amino acids. Gene Ontology annotation, molecular function: protein binding. The transcript is spliced from 3 exons.